AUGAUCACGGCAGCGAUCGUCGGCGCGGAGGUGAUGCGAGAGCACACCCCGCAUGUCCCCUACACGCCCGAAGAGAUCGCUGAGGAAGCGCGCCGAUGCAGGGAGUCGGGCGCGGCGAUGGUGCACGUGCAUGGCCGAAAGGAUGACGGCGCGCCGACCCAGGAUCGCGAGACCUUUGGCGAGAUCCUGAGGUUGAUCCGAGAGCGCAGCGAUGUCCUGGUGCAGUUCUCCACCGGCGGCGCGGUCGGCAUGGGCGUCGAGGAGCGCAUCGAAGGGCUCGAUCAUUGCCCGGAUAUGGCGACCCUGACCACGGGCACGGUGAACUUUGGCGAGGAGGUCUUUAUGAAUGACCUCCCGACGAUCCGCACGAUCGCCGAGCGCCUCAAGGAGAAGGGAGUGCGACCCGAGGUCGAGAUCUUCGACACGGGGAUGGUGGAUACAGCGCUGCGCCUUAUCAAGGAGGGGUUGCUCGAGCCGCCGCUGCACUUUGACUUCGUGCUCGGCGUCCAGGGAGGAAUGAGCGCGCGCAUCGAGAGCCUGGACUUUCUUAUCGGGAUGUUACCAGAGGGGAGCACGUGGUCUGUGGCGGGCAUGGGCCGCCACGAGCUCCCGCUCGCGAAGGCGGCCAUCGAUCGCGGCGGGCACGUUCGCGUGGGCCUCGAAGACAACAUUUAUAUAAGCAAAGGGGUGCUCGCCAGGGGGAGUUGGGAACUUGUCGACGCGGUCGUCGACUACGCGGAGCAAGCAGGCAGGCCCAUCGCGACGCCCUCCGAGGCUGCGGAGCUGCUGCAACUCACAAGAUAA
Molecule: messenger RNA, 804 nt
Organism: Ostreobium quekettii
Lineage: Eukaryota; Viridiplantae; Chlorophyta; Ulvophyceae; Bryopsidales; Ostreobiaceae
Source: the annotation of a GenBank genome assembly